Molecule: messenger RNA, 783 nt
Organism: Oppiella nova
Lineage: Eukaryota; Metazoa; Arthropoda; Arachnida; Sarcoptiformes; Oppiidae
Source: the annotation of a GenBank genome assembly
AUGCCUGCACAUGCAUAUCGUUAUGCUUUACCAAAGUUCCUGUAUACACAACAUAAUGUUCGUCGUUAUGGUUUCCAUGGCACCAGUCAUGCCUAUGUUUCUGAACGUGGUUCUGAACUUGCGGGUAGCUACAAACAUGGCGGUUGGUUAACAGCACACUUAGGCAAUGGUAGCUCAACUUGUGCCAUCUGGAAUGGUCAAAGUGUCGAUACAUCCAUGGGACUCACUCCGCUUGAAGGCGUGGUCAUGGGUACCCGUAGUGGUGAUGUUGAUCCAAGUAUUCAUAGCUUCCUUGCUUCAAAUCUAGGCUGGGACAUCUAUAAAAUUGAUAAAAUGCUGAACAGUGAAUCAGGCUUACUGGGCUUAUCAGAUCUUUCAAAUGAUAUGCGUACCUUGAUUGAAGCUUCAGAACAAGGUAAUGAAGAUGCGACUUUGGCGAUUGAAGUAUUCUGUUAUCGUCUAGCCAAAUCACUUGCGGCAUUAAGCUGCGGUUUACCGCGUAUCGAUGGUUUAUUCUUUACAGGCGGUAUUGGUGAAAAUUCUGCCUAUAUUCGUGAAAAAACGAUUGCUUACUUACCACACUUCGGUUUCAACCUCAGCAAAGAACAGAAUGAUGGUUUAAAACGUGGUACAGAAGGUCGAAUUGAUGCUGGAACAGGUCCUCAAAUUUGGGUAAUACCAACCGAUGAAGAAGGUCGUAUUGCUAAAGAAACUGUUCAUGUUGUAGAACACGAGGUACAACAGGCCGCAAAAAAGCCUGAAUCUGAUAUUGCGACAGCUUAA